AACAGGAAGUGAGGCCGAGGCGGCGGCUGAUGGCGGCGGAGCCCGGGGUCGGGGUCGGGGACAGCGCCGGAUCGGCGGAGCAGCUGCUGCGGGUGGUGGACGAGCUGACCGGGGACGAGCUGGAGCGGUUCAAGUUCUUCCUGGGCCCCGCGGGGGCGGGGGGGCGGGGCUGGGAGCCGGUACCGGGGGGGCGGUUGGAGGCCGCGAGGAGUCCGGGUCUCGCGCAGCUGCUCCUCCGCCAUUACAGCCACCGCGCGGCCGCCGUCACCCGCGACAUCCUCGGCCUCAUCCCCCGCCGCGACCUCCUGCACCUGCUGCCCCCCCCGGGGCCCCCUGAUCCUCACCUCAGGGCUGUGGGGGAAGUUGGAGACCUCACACCGGGUUUCGCUCCGGAUAACACUCCCGGACGGGCUGAUCGUGGACAAAAGUCGGGGCCAGUGACCGAGUCCCAGUUGAUGAUACUCGCCAGCAACUUGGGACACGAGUGGCGACAGAUCGGGAUCGAGUUCCUGGGUCUGAACGAGGUGACUCUGGAGCGCUGUGAGGCUGAGAACAAACACAGCGCCGUCGACCGCAACUUCCGCAUGUUGAUAGCGUGGAGGAACAAGGAGAAGUGGGCGGCCACCGCAUCGGGGCUGCACUCCAUCCUCUCUGACCCCAACUGCCCCUUACACCCCGAGACAUUUGACUUCCUCCUGCCAGACCUGAAGCCCCGGCUCCAGCCCAGUUCUGGGCACCACAAAACUUGAGGGAGGGCAGCGAGGGCCCUGGGACUCUCCGGCUUUUAUAUCGACUGAUUUUAUUUUCGUAACUUUUUAAUCUUGUGAAACAUGCGGAUGGGUUUGGGUUUGUCGGGGUCUGCGCCGAGGUUUGUAAAUCAAAACUUUCCACUUGAGCAGAUUCCUUUGCCCGACCGAUGGCAGAGGUUUAUUUGGGGUGCGGGUGGUUAGUCAGAGACUGUGUGUGUGUAUGUGGUGGUGGGGGGGGGCGCGAGAGUGAAGCAAUUUGUGGGGGCAGUGGGUCUGUUGUGUAUAUGUGGUGGGGGAGUGUUUGU
Messenger RNA from Callorhinchus milii (elephant shark), 1054 nucleotides. RefSeq lists its product as uncharacterized. The transcript has 3 exons. Gene Ontology annotation, molecular function: protein binding. NCBI's taxonomy places the organism in Eukaryota, Metazoa, Chordata, Chondrichthyes, Chimaeriformes, Callorhinchidae. Gene Ontology annotation, biological process: signal transduction. The coding region runs from base 30 to 749 and encodes 239 amino acids. The record is from RefSeq and is a predicted model, not a curated record.